Molecule: messenger RNA, 925 nt
Organism: Aaosphaeria arxii CBS 175.79
Lineage: Eukaryota; Fungi; Ascomycota; Dothideomycetes; Pleosporales
Exons: 1
Coding region: 180-659 (159 amino acids)
Source: RefSeq, a predicted model, not a curated record
CAGCUCGCUCAUGUUUUCGAAAAAGAUUUUUGACCCAGCUUCGAUCCGCCUUCAGAGACCUUUUCGAAUCCCUUAUUCCUGUCCUAUGAGGGAUUCAAAAUGACCGACACAUAACUCUUCCGGAAACAUCCAAAUGGUUUGUUCCCACCAAUGGUGUGAGCCCGAGAACUCCUUUUCAAAUGGAGGAGUUUCCUCACCAUGGAGAGAGAUUGGGACUUCGCUGGACUUUGAUCCAGCCAAGAAAAUCUAUAUCGAAAGUGCGAUGUGGUCAAAAUGAGAACAAAAUUGACGCCGCUACUAUGGCGUGGUGGUGGCAGCGAGGGACUCCUCAAAACAUUGUACAGAAAUUCCAUGAGGAGAAGACCAAACGCUGCGCGACCAGAUUGCGACAGUUGUGCAGGAGCAUGAGCACAUCUCUGGCUAUCAUACUGCCUAUGCAAAAUCGGCCAGCGAAAACAUUUCAGAUCCCUCGGUCUCGCUCGCGAGCCAAGGGGAUCAAAAUAUUACCCUGUAGAGGCAGUAUGGCCUGCGGGGAGUGUUCCUCGCGAAAUGAAUGCAGACAGCGAUCAUACGAAAUUGAUCAGCAAAAACAUUUCAGAUCCCUCGGUCUCGCUCGCGAGCUAAGGGAUCAAAAGAUACCAGGCUUCCAUACCAUGUGAGAAGAGAACUUUCUAAAUCACUGCCAACCGAGAUCACAAUUGGAAUCCCCAGGCUGAUGAUGGUGAAGCUGAACGACUAUGACGUUCAGCAUACGGAGUGCUCGGUCCAAUCUUUACUGCAACUUUGAUAUGAGUUGAGGAACAAAAUCUACGGACCACAUUCGCCUCAAUGAUGAGGCUGAUGGAAACAAUGUUCCCGAACCUGAGCGAUUCCAAAAGCACCAGUUCGCUCGUUUGCCCCAGCGACUUGAAAUUCUCAACACCAA